AACUACUGUUUGUAUACACCACGAAAACAAAAAAAGCUAUAGUUUGCGGCUCGGGUUUAACUGUUUAUAACGUCUUAUCAAUACUUGUUUUUUUACUGAGCGGGUUUUUAGCAGUUUACUCUUUGCUGACAUUAUUUGUUUGAUUAUUUGAGUGAAAAAAUCAUGCCUCCUAAGGUAGCGAGAGAUUAUAGUAAAGACAAAGAAACUUUUAAAACGUUUCUUCAAGAAUACGCGAAAAUCGAUGAUAAAGAAGGCAAUAAAGUUUUCCCGUAUCGUCAACAACUUACAAACAUUGCUCACCGAGAACAAGUUUCAUUGAUUAUAGAUUUGGAUGAUUUGAAAGAAGUUGACGAAGAACUUGCUGAAUAUGUUAGAACUAAUACCAGACGAUAUGUUAAUUUACUUCUUGAACUUGUUCAAGAAAUUUUACCUGACUUCAAAGAACAUCCAGUGCAACCAAAGGAUGCUUUAGAUAUUUAUAUAGAGCAUCGUUUAAUGAUGCAAGCACGUGCUCAAAAUGAAGGAGAGCAAAGAAAUCCUCAAAACCAAUAUGCUCCUGAACUUAUGAGAAGAUUCGAAGUCUACUUUAAAAAUACGAAUGAUGCAAAGUCAUUAUCAGUUAGAGAUAUCAAAGCUCAGAAUAUCGGGCAACUUGUUACUGUCAGAGGUAUUGUCACCAGAUGCACCGAGGUUAAACCACUUUUGGUUGUUGCUACUUAUACCUGCGAUCAAUGUGGUGCAGAAACCUACCAAACUGUUCCUGCCAUGACCUACAUGCCUUUGCAAACUUGUCCUAGUGACGAUUGCCGCAUUAAUAAGUCUGGUGGUAGACUUUAUCAACAAACUAAGGGUUCUAAAUUUAUCAAAUUCCAAGAAAUUAAGAUUCAAGAACAUAGUGACCAAGUACCCACAGGGCAUAUACCUAGAUCAUUAAGUGUCUAUUGCAGAGGAGAGAUGACAAGAAAAUGCCAGCCUGGAGAUCAUAUCGUUGUUACUGGAAUAUUCUUACCUAUUGUCAGAACAGGAUUUAGUGAAAGAGAAGCUGCUGGUCUUUUAAGUGAUACAUACUUGGAUGCUCAUCUCAUUGACAAUCUCAAUUCUGUGGAAACGGAUAACACCACUAAUGAAUUAUCAGAAGAAGAAUUAGACCAGCUGACUCGUGAUGAUUUUUACUCAAAAUUAGCUACCUCAAUUGCCCCUGAAAUUUAUGGUCAUGAAGAUAUUAAAAAAGUUCUUUUAUUACUUUUGGUUGGUGGUACAGAAAAAAAGAAUGGUGACAUUAAAAUAAGAGGCAACAUCAAUGUUUGUUUGAUGGGUGAUCCUGGUGUAGCCAAAUCGCAACUUCUCUCUUUCAUUUGCCGUUUGGCUCCUCGAUCUCAAUACACUACCGGUCGGGGUUCAUCAGGUGUAGGUUUGACUGCUGCUGUACUCAAAGAUCCACUUACAGAUCAAAUGACCCUUGAAGGUGGUGCCUUGGUAUUAGCCGACCAAGGUAUUUGUUGUAUCGACGAGUUCGAUAAAAUGGCCGAGGCUGAUCGUACGGCUAUUCACGAAGUUAUGGAGCAACAGACAAUUUCUAUAGCCAAAGCUGGUAUCAUGGCUAGAUUAAAUGCAAGAGUAUCUAUUUUGGCAGCUGCCAAUCCUGCUUACGGUCGAUACAAUCCAAAUCGUUCUAUCGAAGCAAAUAUUCAACUUCCUGCGGCUCUACUCUCGAGAUUUGAUGUCAUGUGGUUAAUUUUAGAUAAAGCUGACCAUGAUAACGAUAUGAGAUUAGCUCAACAUAUUACCCACGUUCAUAAAUACGGAAGACAACCAGAAGCUGAAAUUGAAGCUAUGGACAUGGAUCUUAUGAGAAAAUACAUAGCUGUGUGUAAGAGGAAGAAUCCUUAUAUUCCUGAACAUCUGACGGAUUAUAUUGUUGGGUGUUAUGUGGAAAUGCGAAAAGAAGCUAACGAUCCCAAUUACAAUGCGCACAAAGAGGACAAUGCAUACGGUCGUGAUAAGACUUUCACAUCUCCUCGUAAUUUACUUGCAGUCAUGCGUCUCGCAACAGCUCUCGCUCGUUUACGUCUAUCUAACGAAGUUAACAAAGAUGAUAUACGUGAGGCAAAUCGUUUACUCGCUAAGUCAAAAAGUUCUAUCAACGAUGCCAGGAAAUCGACCAACAUGACUAAUAAUGCACUUCAAAACCAAGUUAGGAAUAAGAUUUAUUCCAUCAUCAGGGAGCUCGUUGGCGAUGGUAAAACUGUAAAAUAUUCUGAUGUAAUGGAACGCUGCACCGGUAAAGGUUUCACACCGGAACAAAUCAACAUUACUAUUGACGAAUACGAAGGUCUCAACGUUUGGCAAGUUGAUAUGCACAGGACGAAACUUACUUUGCUAUAAGAAAAAUUAAAUUUUUCCAUUAUAAAAGUCAUUAUUAAGUUUUAUAUAGCAGGAUCGAAUCUUCAAGUUUGAAAAAUUGUGUAUACUGCAUGUAUUAAUAAUAAAAUUUACACUUCUUAUAAAAAAAGA
Trichogramma pretiosum is the source of this 2514-nucleotide messenger RNA. It is a transcript of the gene Mcm7, whose product is annotated as DNA replication licensing factor Mcm7. Gene Ontology annotation, molecular function: ATP binding; single-stranded DNA binding; ATP hydrolysis activity. The transcript is spliced from 9 exons. Lineage: Eukaryota; Metazoa; Arthropoda; Insecta; Hymenoptera; Trichogrammatidae. The coding region runs from base 163 to 2385 and encodes 740 amino acids. The record is from RefSeq and is a predicted model, not a curated record. Gene Ontology annotation, cellular component: MCM complex; nucleus. Gene Ontology annotation, biological process: DNA strand elongation involved in DNA replication; DNA replication; double-strand break repair via break-induced replication.